Acanthisitta chloris (rifleman) is the source of this 1029-nucleotide messenger RNA. RefSeq names its product NADPH oxidase 4-like. Gene Ontology annotation, biological process: superoxide anion generation; defense response. Gene Ontology annotation, molecular function: superoxide-generating NAD(P)H oxidase activity. Gene Ontology annotation, cellular component: plasma membrane; NADPH oxidase complex. The transcript has 10 exons. NCBI's taxonomy places the organism in Eukaryota, Metazoa, Chordata, Aves, Passeriformes, Acanthisittidae. The annotation marks the transcript as partial. The record is from RefSeq and is a predicted model, not a curated record.
UUUUCCUGGCUCUCCAUCAAUGUAUGGCUCUUCUGGAAAACCUUCCUGCUCUAUUAUCAAGGGCCGCAGUAUUAUUAUUUGCAUCAGAUGUUAGGGCUAGGAUUGUGUGUUAGCAGAGCUUCAGCAUCUGUCCUCAAUCUCAACUGCUGCCUGGUGCUUCUACCAGUGUGCCGUGUUCUCUUGGCCUUCGUACGAGGAUCUCAGAAAGUUGCCAGCAGGAAAACCAGAAGGCUGCUAGAUAAAAGUAAAACUUUCCAUGUGAUGUGUGGUGUUACAAUAUGCAUCUUUUCAGUCUUACAUGUUUCUGCUCAUCUGGUGAAUGCUCUUAGCUUCUCAGAGAACUACAGCGAAGAAUUUCUGGCCCUAAAUGCAGCAAACUAUCGUGGUGAGGACCCAAGGAAGCUACUCUUUGCAACUGUUCCAGGUCUGACUGGAGUCAUUAUGGUGUUGGUAUUAUUCCUAAUGUGUACAGCUUCCACGUAUGCCAUCAGGGUUUCAAACUAUGACAUCUUCUGGUAUACACACAACCUUUUCUUUGUCUUCUAUAUGCUGCUGAUGCUGCAUGUUUCUGGGGGAGUGCUGAAGUACCAGACCAACUUAAAGGAACACCCGCCUGGUUGCUUUAAUCCUAACAAAACACUCCAACAGAACAUGACUCUGCCAAAGGCUUUUGAAGACCUGUUUCCUGACUAUACUACUGAGCCUUUCCCAGAGGACUUACCAGUACCAGAACCCUUUGUACAAAAUAACUUUAUGAGAAUUUGUUCCAAGGAACCCAAGUUCCAGCCACACUUCCCAGAGACCUGGCUUUGGAUUUCUGGACCUCUGUGCUUGUACUGUGUGGAAAGGCUGUACCGUUACAUCCGCAGCAAUAAACCCGUCACGAUAACUUCAGUGAUAAGCCAUCCUUCCAAUGUUCUUGAAGUAAGGAUGACAAAAAAUGACUUUGAAGCAAGGCCUGGUCAGUAUGUUAUUUUACACUGUCCAAGAGUGUCUGCCCUGGAAAGCCAUCCAUUCACCCUUACAAUG